Molecule: messenger RNA, 3396 nt
Organism: Adineta steineri
Lineage: Eukaryota; Metazoa; Rotifera; Eurotatoria; Adinetida; Adinetidae
Source: the annotation of a GenBank genome assembly
AUGAGUCGAUCAAAUAUGCAUCUUUUCGAUCUACCAGAUGAAAUAUUACUUUUGAUUUUAAAGAAAUUGAACAACAUCGAUGUUCUUUAUUCUUUAUUGGAUGUGAACAAUGGAAAACUUGACAUUCUUGCACAAGAAAAUAUUUUCACUAACAAUCUGAAGUUUGAUUCUGCUAAUGAUACUUCAUUAAUCAGUCGAUUUUGUAUUGAUAUAUUACCAAGAAUUCAUUGUUAUGUCAAAUCAUUUACUCUUCAUUCAUCUUUUAUGGAAUGUAUUCUUCUUGCAAACAAAUAUCCAAAUUUAACUGAACUUAAAAUUAUUCAUUUUCAACAAGAUUUCAUCUCAAAGUAUUUUACAAAUGAAUCAAUUCGAGCAAUAUUUGAAGUACAAAUUACAAAUCUUAUUCUUGUCAAUGACGAUCCAUAUGAAAUGGCAGAUUCAUUUAAAAAUUAUACUACAAAUAUCUAUGCACAUAUAUUAAGUUUCUUUAAGAAUUUAAAGAAAUUAAAUGUUGUUGAAUCAACUGAUGAACCGUAUCCACCUUUAUCACUCUGUGAUUUAUCGUUGAAUACAUUCUCCUCUUCAAUUCUUACUCAUUUGUAUAUCAAUGUGUACACUAUGAAUGAUUGCCUUUAUUUACUUGAUGGACGACUUCAGCAAUUGACAACAUUAUCUGUUCAUGUUCAUAUUAUAGAUGAUUCCUCAACAAUUGUCCAUAGCAAGGAUAUUUUACCUAAUUUGAAAUGCUUCUCAUUACAAACGUUCGACCGAUUUGAACAAUACAAUAAAAUUUUAUCACUUCUGCGUCGUAUGUUAUUUGUAGAAAGUUUAACUUUAUACAUUCGUCUCAAAAAUCAAAAUAGAGUUAUUGAUGGCACUUCUAUUCAACAUGAUAUUCUUGAUAAUAUGCCUAAACUUCAAUUAUUCACUUUUUAUAUUGGAGCUGAUCUUGAUACAAUUGAUUUAUCAAACGAAGAUAUUCAAAAAACAUUGACGACUAUUGGACAAUCUGCAACUAGUACUCUCAAUCAUGAUAUUAGUAACAAAAUUAUGUAUUCGAUUUUCUCAUUGCCUUUUGCAUUCGUAACUAUUAGAGAACUUGGCAAUAGUUUUCCAGAUAUCUUAUUCAAUUCUGUUACAUCACUACUUGUUCGAGAUGCACAUGCAUUCAAGCAUGAAUUUUUCGUUCGAAUUGCUCGGUCAUUUCCACUACUGCGAUGGUUGUGUAUUGCUAAUUUUCAAUCACAAUCAUCAUAUGAUAUGAAUACAUUUACCAUUGGUAAUAAUCAAUCAUAUUCAAUAAUUGAAUAUCCUCAUCUAACGUCACUGGAUGUGACAUAUGCACAUAUCGAUUAUGCGGAACAAUUUUUAAAUGAAAGAAAGGCACUGGUACCAUGUUUAACGAAAUUAAGUGUGAUGAAUGUCGAAUUAAAAAGGAAAGAUCAACGUCGAAUAGACUUAUUAAAUGAUCCAAAUUAUGGGAUUGUGCUUUGUUUUCUGGACAAAUUUCGAUCUAUACUUGAUUUACCACAGUAUCCAUUACAACUUUUUGAAGAUCAUCUUAUAAAUUGUCAAGAACAAAAUCCAUCACGUCUUAUUGAUUUUCAUUUCAUUCUUCUCAAACGCUUAUCUUUAGCAAAAAAUGCUCAACGUGAUAAAUUUGAUUCAAUUAUUACUAAAUUUGUUUCACGAUUUGAUUCAAACGAUAGUGAACAAUUAGCAACAAUUGGUUAUUUACACAUUGAUAUAAAUCUUAAAAUUCGAACUAUAAAAUAUUUACUUGAAAGUCAAUUUGAUUUGAAUCAAACAUUCAAAAAUACAAUUAGCGAAAAAUUAUCAUGUCAUAUCAAAUCUUUACCAUUAGGUCGUGAUCGUUUUGGUGCUUCAUACUGGUUUUUUAUGGAUAGUAAUUGUUUUGUACGAUUAUUUCGUGAAGAUGUUAAUAAUGAUCGAACAUGGACUAAUAUUGCUAAAAAUCGAGAAGAAUUAGAAAAGUUCAUUCAAUUGUUGAUUACUGAUUCGAUUGUACGAAAGAGAUUUCCUGAUUGGAUCAUUGGUUAUGAGCCAUAUUUAUCUUUAUUACCAACAAGUGAAUUUGAACAAUGCUAUUUAUCAAUCCGAGAUGAUGUUAGAGAUGAAGAGCUUGAAACAACUCCAGAUAAUAUUGAAAAUUCUGAUCUUUCAAAAGAUAAAGAUGAAUCAUCAUCAUCACCUGAGAUAUCAACAAAAAAAAAGCGUGGACGACCGAAACGUUCAACAGAAUCUAUAAUCGAAGUAAAUUGCACUGAAGUACAAAAAGAAACUGAAACAACAAUAGAUGAUGACGACGAAGAAUCUGAUGUAUUAAAAAAAAGAAAUUCUAGAAGUAGAAAACGCAAAGUUACUACAGAAGAACAAGAAGUAUCUCUUGACGAUAUGAGUCUUGCAACACGUCGAUCAUCACGACUGCGACCAACGUCUGUAGUUACUCCUGACAGUACUUCUCAGUUAUCUGAUACGACACAAAAGCAUUUAAUAAAGACAAAAACAAAAAUUUCACCUACUCUUCGUUCUCGUCGUCGACGUAAAAAACCAUCUCGACGAAAUAUGGAUGAUUAUUUUUGUUUAUCAACAUCAAGUUCAGACGAACAUAUCGAUGAUCUAACUGACGAUGAAUAUAAUUCUGAUGAUAAUCAAUAUUUAGUAGAUGUUGAAGAUCAUUUUUUUGAACUUGAUGAAGAUAAUACUAGUAUGAAUGAUCAAGAAUUACGUACAGCUAAAACAGCACAUACAUCAACAAUAAUAACAACUUGUUAUAUCUGUUCAAAAAGUGAUCGACCAGAAGUUUUAUUAUUAUGUGAUGAUUGUAAUGAUGCAUAUCAUUUGGAAUGUUUGUAUCCUGUACUUUUAUCUGUACCUGAAGGUGAUUGGUAUUGUCCAUUAUGUGAACAAAAACAAUUAUCAAUUUGUUUAAUAAAUCGAUUAAAAGAAUUAUUAAUUCAUUUUAAUACAGCUGAUACGAAAAAACAAAUACGAUCUACAAAAAAAUUAUUUCAACGAAAAAUUAAAGUCAAAGAAUAUAGUAGUGAUGAGAGUAUAACAGCAUCUGAAUCCGAUAACAAUGACGAUUCAAUGUUAUCAACUAGUCAAAUAAAUGAAAAUAGUAAUUUAUCAUCAAGUUAUUUUGAUGAUGAAAAGCAAAGUAUAAGUCAACGUGGUCGUCAUCGGCGUACUCGUUUUGAUAUUAAAAAAAUGCUUGUUGAUGAAUAUAUUGAUGAUGAUGUUGAUGAUAAUAGUACAGAUAAAACAAAUUUUCAUUUACAAUUACCAAAAAAGAUAACUCGGUUACUUCAUCGUCAUGAUCGAUCAUUAAUAAAAAAUGAUUCACAAACAAGAACAUUACCAACACGUGUAUGA